This is a messenger RNA of Tarenaya hassleriana, 987 nucleotides long. RefSeq lists its product as uncharacterized. The record is from RefSeq and is a predicted model, not a curated record. Gene Ontology annotation, molecular function: zinc ion binding. Lineage: Eukaryota; Viridiplantae; Streptophyta; Magnoliopsida; Brassicales; Cleomaceae. The transcript is spliced from 4 exons. The coding region runs from base 1 to 987 and encodes 328 amino acids.
AUGGUUGCACAUGUUGCAAAAGAGGAAUCCAGAACGAUUGUCGGUCUUGAGUUGGACAAAGAUGACAAAAGUUUCAAAUAUCUCUUCUUCGCAUUGGGUGCAGCGGUAAGAGGAUGGAAUUACAUGUGUAAAGUGGUUGCAAUUGAUGCAACAUUUCUCACUGGACAAUACAAGGGUACAUUGGUCGUUGCGACAGCACAAGACGAUGGACUUGAUGUUGUCGUGAUUUUUGAUCGACAUAGGAGUAUAAUAAAAGCCGUCAGCGAAGUGUACAAAGAAGCAGGGCACGGAUUUUGUGCGAGACAUAUAGCACAAAAUUUGAAAGUCAAGGUUAACAAAGGCAUGGGAAGAAAAAGUUCGAGAGGUGAUACCGUUGCCGAACGGUAUCCCAAAGUUGCGGAGUAUAUGCAGAAAGAAGAACUUGAUCCCGAGAAAUGGGCAAGAUAUAGAGUUGAAGCAGGAUGUGCCAAUGAUUCAGAAAAAAUGACACCGCAUGUUGACAAAGUGCUCCAUGAGAGGUAUGAGACUGCAUGUACGUAUGAAGUCAUUAUGCUAAACACUGUUACAGAGGAGUUUGAAGUGAGGGGUGAAAAGGGUAGAAAAUACCUUGUUAGCAUAGAAGGUAGAACGUGCAGUUGUAGGAUGUUUGAUAUCGAUAAGAUCCCAUGCAGCCAUGCAAUUGCAGCACUUCAUAAGGUUGGUAAAGCGAAUGUACCAGACUUGUGUUCUCCAUAUUAUACGCGGGAGACAUGGCGUCUUGCCUAUCAGAAAACCGUGUAUCCGGUCCCUGAUUGCUGUGAAUGGAUUAUCGAUAACCCGAAUGUUGCAAAUCUUGUGGUUAUGCCUCCUAUAAUGGAUGAGAAACGACAAUCUGGGAGGCCUAAACAAAAUCGGUAUCCUGGUCCUGGAGAAGCACAGAAGAGAAUCAAAUGUGUAGCGGAAACAUCAACAUCGGCAAUGUCAGAGAGAACAACUAUUUUGGAGUGA